This is a messenger RNA of Octodon degus (degu), 1973 nucleotides long. RefSeq names its product polypeptide N-acetylgalactosaminyltransferase 9 (gene Galnt9). Gene Ontology annotation, cellular component: Golgi apparatus. Bases 123 to 1937 code for a protein of 604 amino acids. The transcript has 11 exons. Lineage: Eukaryota; Metazoa; Chordata; Mammalia; Rodentia; Octodontidae. The record is from RefSeq and is a predicted model, not a curated record.
GGCUCCGUGGUGCUGAGGGACAGCGCCCGCGCCCCCCAUGUCCGCGGCCGGCCGCGCACAGACUCCCGCGCCCCGGGCCCCCCCAGGCCCCGCGGGGAGGCGGCCCCGGCCGCGCCGCGCCCAUGGCGGUGGCCAGGAGGAUCAAAACUUUGCUGACGGUUAACAUCCUGGUGUUCGUGGCCAUUGUGCUGUUCUCCGUGUACUGCCGCCUGCAGGCCCGCUCCGAGGCGCUGGUGCAGGUCGUGCGUGCCGCCGACCGCCGGGUGCGCAACCGGCUUGGCAAGGCUGGAGCGCUGGCGGACCGCGAGGCCAUCCUGCAGCGCCUGGACCACCUGGAGGAGGUAGUCUACAACCAGCUUAACGGCCUCGCCAAGCCCAUUGGCCUGGUGGAGGGGCCAGGUGGCCUGGGCCAGGGUGGCAUGGCAGCUGCCCUGCGGGAUGACAGCCAGGAGGCUGACGGCCAGUACGAGGAGUAUGGCUACAACGCCCAGCUCAGUGACCGCAUCUCCCUGGACAGGACCAUACCUGACUAUCGGCCCAAGAGGUGCCGACAGAUGGCCUACGCUGAGGACCUCCCACAGCUCUCCGUGGUCUUCAUCUUCGUCAACGAGGCCCUAUCAGUCAUCCUGCGCUCGGUGCACAGCGUGGUCAACCACACACCCUCGCGGCUGCUCAAGGAGGUUAUCCUGGUGGACGACAACAGUGACAACGUGGACCUCAAGUUCAGCCUGGACCAGUACGUGCACAGGCGGUACCCAGGGCUGGUCAAGGUUGUGCGCAACAGCCGGCGGGAGGGCCUGAUCCGUGCCCGGCUGCAGGGCUGGAAGGCGGCCACUGCACCUGUCGUGGGUUUCUUCGAUGCUCACGUGGAGUUCAACACCGGCUGGGCUGAGCCCGUCCUGGCGAGGAUCCACGAGGACCGGCGGCGCGUGGUCCUGCCGGCCAUCGACAACAUCAAGUACAGCACGUUCGAGGUGCAGCAGUACGCCAGCGCGGCGCAUGGCUACAACUGGGGCCUGUGGUGCAUGUACAUCAUCCCGCCACAGGACUGGCUGGACCGCGGCGACGAGGCCGCGCCCAUCAGGACACCUGCCAUGAUCGGCUGCUCAUUUGUGGUGGACCGGGAGUACUUUGGGGACAUCGGCCUGCUGGACCCUGGCAUGGAGGUGUAUGGAGCUGAGAACAUUGAGCUGGGCAUGCGGGUGUGGCAGUGUGGAGGCAGCAUGGAGGUGCUGCCCUGCUCCCGCGUGGCCCAUAUCGAGCGCACCAGGAAACCCUACAACAAUGACAUCGACUACUACGCCAAGCGGAAUGCACUGCGGGCUGCCGAGGUGUGGAUGGACGAGUUCAAGUCCCACGUGUACAUGGCCUGGAACAUCCCCAUGACCAACCCAGGGGUGGACUUCGGGGACGUGUCCGAGAGGCGGGCCCUGCGCCAGAGGCUGAAGUGCCGCAGCUUCCGCUGGUACCUGGAGAAUGUGUACCCUGAGAUGAGGAUCUACAACAACACCCUCACGUACGGAGAGGUGAGAAACAGCAAAGCCAGCGGCUACUGCCUGGACCAGGGAGCAGAAGACGAUGACCGGGCCAUCCUGUACCCGUGCCAUGGCCUGUCCUCCCAGCUCGUGCGGUACAGCACCGAUGGCCUCCUACAGCUGGGGCCCCUGGGCUCCACCGCCUUCCUGCCUGACUCCAAGUGUCUGGUGGACGCCGGCCGGGGCCGCACGCCUGCUCUGCGCAGGUGUGAGGAUGUAGUGCGGCCUGCGCAGCGGCUAUGGGACUUCACUCAGGGUGGUCCCAUUGUGAGCCGAGACACGGGCCGCUGCCUGGAGGUGGAAGUGUCCAAAGAUGCCAACUUUGGGCUGCGGCUGGUGGUGCAGCGGUGCUCAGGGCAGAAGUGGACCAUCCGGAACUGGAUCAGGCACGGGCGGCACUGACCCCAGCUGCCGGCCCCUCACCCCACAAGCCUCAGG